Alnus glutinosa is the source of this 651-nucleotide messenger RNA. Its product is annotated as protein DMP9-like. The transcript has a single exon. NCBI's taxonomy places the organism in Eukaryota, Viridiplantae, Streptophyta, Magnoliopsida, Fagales, Betulaceae. Gene Ontology annotation, biological process: endomembrane system organization. The record is from RefSeq and is a predicted model, not a curated record. The coding region runs from base 1 to 651 and encodes 216 amino acids.
AUGGAGCCCAACCCAGAGGACAUUGGAAUCAAAAUCUACACUUCUCCACCACCCAAUGACCCGACCAUAAUCCCAUCCUCUGAUCCCCAGGCGGGUCCUGAAGUUGGCAGGAAAAGGCGAGCAGUUGCCAAGGGAGUGCAAAAAACCAUAUCCAAAACAUCAAUGCUUGUCAACUUCCUACCAACCGGGACGCUUCUAACAUUUGAGAUGGUUCUCCCGUCCGUGUCCGGCAAUGGCGUGUGCUCUCCUGUUAGCACCCUGAUGAUUCACUUCCUUUUAGGCCUCUGCGCCCUCUCCUGCUUCUUCUUUCACUUCACCGACAGUUUUCGGGGCCCCGAUGGCACAGUCUACUAUGGGUUCGUGACCCCGAAAGGUUUGGCAGUGUUCAAGACAGGGCUUGGCGUCGAAGUUCCAAAGGAUGAUAGGUACAAAGUUGGGCUCACGGAUUUCGUCCAUGCAAUGAUGUCGGUGAUGGUUUUCGUGGCGAUUGCUUUCUCGGAUCAUCGAGUUACCAACUGCCUCUUUCCUGGACAUGCUAAUGAUAUGGAUGAAGUGAUGGAGAGUUUCCCUCUGAUGGUCGGAAUCAUCUGCAGUUCCCUGUUCUUGGUGUUUCCAAAUACUCGAGUUGGCGUCGGAUGCAUGCCUGCCUGA